Molecule: messenger RNA, 4637 nt
Organism: Tachyglossus aculeatus (Australian echidna)
Lineage: Eukaryota; Metazoa; Chordata; Mammalia; Monotremata; Tachyglossidae
Gene: PIP5K1C
Product: phosphatidylinositol-4-phosphate 5-kinase type 1 gamma
Exons: 17
Coding region: 15-1907 (630 amino acids)
Biological process (GO): phosphatidylinositol metabolic process
Molecular function (GO): phosphatidylinositol kinase activity
Source: RefSeq, a predicted model, not a curated record
UGGCAUCGAAGAAGAUGGCCCUGACUGAGAUCCCAUCACUCCCAGGACAGCCUGGUGCGGGCCAUGGAAAGAAAUUAGGCCAUCGGGGAGUCGACGCUUCUGGCGAAACCACCUACAAAAAGACCACCUCAUCCACCCUGAAGGGAGCCAUCCAGUUAGGAAUUGGCUACACAGUGGGGAAUCUGAGCUCCAAGCCAGAGCGAGAUGUCCUUAUGCAGGAUUUUUACGUGGUGGAAAGCAUCUUCUUCCCCAGUGAAGGAAGUAACCUCACCCCAGCUCAUCACUACCCCGACUUCAGAUUCAAAACCUAUGCGCCAGUGGCUUUUAGGUAUUUCCGAGAACUCUUCGGCAUCCGUCCAGAUGACUAUUUGUAUUCCUUGUGUAAUGAGCCUUUGAUCGAGCUUUCUAACCCAGGGGCCAGUGGUUCAGUCUUCUACGUUACCAGCGAUGACGAGUUUAUCAUCAAAACUGUAAUGCAUAAGGAAGCAGAAUUCUUGCAGAAGUUACUUCCUGGUUACUACAUGAACCUAAACCAAAACCCUCGGACCCUACUUCCAAAGUUUUAUGGGCUGUACUGUGUUCAAUCAGGGGGAAAGAACAUCCGGGUGGUGGUAAUGAACAACAUUCUUCCCAGAGUCGUGAAAAUGCACCUGAAGUUUGACCUCAAGGGCUCGACUUACAAACGGCGGGCAAGCAAGAAGGAGAAGGAGAAAUCUAUCCCCACGUACAAGGACCUGGAUUUCAUGCAGGACAUGCCCGAAGGCCUGAUGCUGGAUGCUGACACCUUUAGCGCACUAGUGAAAACCUUACAGAGAGACUGUUUGGUGUUGGAAAGUUUUAAAAUCAUGGACUACAGCUUGCUGCUUGGGUUACACAACAUAGACCAGCAGGAGCGGGAGCGGCAGACCGAGGGAGCCCAGAGCACAUCGGACGAGAAACGCCCAGUUGGACAGAAGGCGCUCUACUCCACGGCCAUGGAAUCCAUCCAGGGUGGGGCUGCCCGGGGGGAAUCGAUAGACACAGAUGACACGAUGGGUGGGAUCCCCGCGGUGAAUGGCAAAGGGGAGCGUCUUCUGCUACAUAUAGGAAUCAUCGAUAUCCUACAGUCCUACAGAUUCAUCAAAAAGCUGGAACAUACUUGGAAGGCUCUUGUCCAUGAUGGGGACACGGUUUCGGUUCACCGACCCAGCUUCUAUGCUGAGAGAUUUUUCAAAUUCAUGACUAACACUGUUUUUCGGAAGAACUCGUCUCUGAAAUCCUCACCAUCUAAGAGAGGUCGCAGUGCCUUAUUAGCUGUCAAGCCUAGCGGGCCCACAGCAGCAUUUUCUGCCAGCCAGAUCCCCACGGAACGGGAGGAAGCUCAGUAUGACCUGCGGGCUGCUAGGAGCUACCCCACUCUAGAGGAUGAAGGCAGGCCAGACCUGCUACCUUGCACUCCCCCUUCAUUUGAAGAAGCAACCACAGCCUCCAUAGCCACGACGCUGUCGUCAACAUCUCUCUCCAUCCCCGAGCGGUCUCCUUCUGAGACCUCUGAGCAACCCAGGUACAGGCGUCGCACUCAUUCAUCUGGCCAAGAUGCCCGGUCCCACGAGGAGGUGCACGUGGAAGAGGAGCUCCAGCAGAUCACAGUCGAAAUAGAGGCUAAAUGUAACGUUGAGAUUGUGGCUCCCGAAGAAGAGGAAAAAGGGGAAGCAGCUUCCUCAGCCUCUGCCAUCGUCACAUCCACUGUUGCUGUGGAGGUAGAAACUACCAGCCAGGCCUCCGAACCAGCCAGCCAAGCAUCCGAUGAAGAUGAGGUGCCAGCCACUGACAUAUACUUUCCUACAGAUGAGAGGAGUUGGGUUUACUCCCCGCUCCACUAUAGCAUGCAAGUCCACUCGGUCUCUGAUGAGGAGAGCGAUACAUAAUUUCUAUGCAGACACUGAAGUCUGGAGCUGAUUGUUCCCUCUCCGGAAAGCGGUUCCAUUUUGUUGACGUGCCGACUGGCCAUGGGGGAAGCUUGCCGAUGCCCACCUCGCUGCACGAGCAGGACCUCACACACCCCGCUUCCCACUGGGGGAAACACAAAAUCCCCCCCCCCCCAGUGUCCCCGCCCUCCUCUCUUCCCCUCCCCACCCAACAUCUUGACCAUUCGCCUCAUCCGUUUCAAGCCGUGGACUGCCAAGAAAAUGUUGCUCCCGGGCUCAGAGCCUCCAGGGGCAAAGAAAUCAUUGGGGCAGAGCAAAAAUCUGCCCAUCUGAGCACUCCUGUAACUGCGUGUGUGCGUGUGCGAGUGUGGGGGUGUUUAUGAAAUAAUGCAAUCCUUUUUUUUAAACCUUUUUUUUAAUCCUAUAUUUAUUUGGGGUCUUUGAGCUCUGCACAGACACCGACAGCACAAAUGUGCUUUUCUUUUUAAAAAAAAACAUAAAACAAUAUGGGGUUUUACCACACCCUUGGCUCUUCUCUAUAUUUGUUUUGGGAUCACAGGAUCCCUCACUGGAGAUAGGGAAAGGGCAGCAUACCUGUUGCUUGGUAGGGUGAGUGUAAAGGGAAGGAAGACCGUCAGAAGAAAUUCAUUCCCACUAUUUAUUUCUAGCUUUGCCCUGGGGAGUCAAUCACUGUAUAGAUUUCAAAGCUACCAAUGACCCAUGAAGUGAAUCUCUGUUUGUCAGUAUGAGAAAGAGGGGCAGAAUACCCUCCAUUUUCCUGGACUUCGCUGUGGCAUAGAGAACACUCCUCUCCCCUUCUCUCUGGGCUUAACCCACAUUGGUGUCCCCCACCUCUUGUCCUGGAGGAUGAAAACCCUGUGCUUUUCCCGUGUUCUUUGGCUCCUUCCCAGUGUGGAUUCAAAUCUGGAAACUGCAUCAAGCCAAAGUUGAGCCACUUAGGAACCCAGAGCUCUCUUGCUCAGAAAAUAUACUUAUAGAACAAUCAGAUUUCCCCCCUCCACCGAUCAGAAAACUUUAGAGGGUACCCACUCUAAGACUGCUCCUUUAUCUCUUCCCUUCUCCUGCCCCCAUCUUAAAAGACAGUUUUCCAUACAGUCAGUAUGAACCUUAUCUGGCACCGCAAAUCCAUUUCGGCUUGAAAUGGAAGAGCAGUAUACCAGGAAUAAGUGUGGAUCUAAAGCGACCGUGUGGCUUAGUGAUGCCGUGGCAGGCAGAAGGGAUUUGGAUUCGGAUUUUUUUUUUCUUUCCUCCUUUUGUUGUUUCUUUUGGUUUUGCUUUAUUGGCUAAAAGGAGUAUGUUUUCAGUUGGAUGCCCCAGUCAAAGAUCAUGAUUUUCAAAAUGGUUUCAGUCUUUCAGAUUGAAUCUUCCCUCAGGUGCUAUUAAGAUGACAAGUGUGAUACUGCUGAGAAAUGAGAGAGUGCCCCACGUUCUCCCCACCUCUUUAUGGCAAAGGCAACUGCAUAUCUUGUGGAUGAAGCCUUUUCCUCUGAUGGAAACUGUGGACUUUAUUUAUUAUCGUGCUUAUGAUUGAAAUUCAGGUUCCAGAAAGGAGGAAGCGGGUGUUGGAAAUUUUUCCACUGGAAGCCAAAACAUGGAGGGUCAUCACCAAAUGACUUUGAAAUACUCAGGAAGAUUGAGACAGAAAGGGGCUCGGCCUCUCAGCUGCAGAUUUGCAAAAGGAGUUCGAUGUUGGGGUGUUUACCUUUGAGCAAUCAUGUGUGUUUGCUUGAUUGGAGGAGGCAGCAGGCAGGAGACCUCCAAAAUAAUGUUUUGUUGUCCCAUUCCCCCUCCCACCCCCACCCAACACUUUCAAGACCCUCUUUCUCUUAAACCCUGGGACUUCCAUCCUAUUGCAUGAGCCAUUUAUUGAGCUAAAUAUGCUGAUUGGACCUGCUGACCCAGAGGAAGCUGUGCUGCUUUAUGUUCUCCAAUUGAGUUAUCUACGUGACUGUAGAGAAAACAUUCAGGCUGAGAGGUUCUUUUACAGUUUUAAUUAAAACUAGAGAAGGCCAUUCUUUAAAGAUGUUGGCCUGUUAAUUUCAGACAGUGAGGAACCCAAGUCUUCCGAUGGAGCAAUUAAAUCAAUUAUAACAUUGUUCCGCCCUUCCUUCAUUAAUCAAAGCUAAACCAGAAUCAUAACGUUUUAUGGCAGAAUCUCUUUGUUCUCAGUCUGGGCUGAAAAGAAGCUGAUUAAAAUAGGGUAAUUUUACACACUCCAAUCAUGGUCUCUGCCAUAUUUGAAUGGGAUUAUACAUAUAUAGGUAUGUAUAGCCGCUCCGUUUUUUAAUCUCGUGCUGUGUGUUUCCCAUCAUUGGCCUGAACUACUAGAAUAUGCUAAUUGGCUGCAUCUUCUGGAAAUGAAGACUACAAGGAGUUUUAUUUUUUGUAGUGGCAUUUUUAAAAAAAGGUAGGAAUCAUGCAAGCUAAUGACAGUCUCUCCGAUGAAAGAUAAGCCUGGUUGUCAGACUAUGUGGCUGACCUUGGCUGUUCUCCUUGGGCUAUUUUUCUGACCCCUGCAGAUGAUGGUGUCAGGUUUGUAGCAGAUUCGGGGCUUUUACAUGAAUUAUGUUCUUAACACUGCAGUCUCCAAAAUGUUUGGCUCCCUUUCUCAAACACAGGUUUCUGUGCACAACACCCACCUGCCAUCCCCGCCUUGCCCCUUAUAAUAAUAAUAAUGGUAUUUGUUAAGCGCGUACUAGGUGCAAAGUA